GUGUGUUGCGCAUCAAUUAAAUACACCAGAGCACGUGGUUAAACAUUUUUUUUUUUUAUUAUAAUUUAUGUUAUUUUGAAUUAUUGCAACACACAAAUAACGCGUCUUGUUUGUAAAUUAAUAUAAUUGAUAAGAUACUUGACCCUUGAAUUAUCUGGGUUCAUCAAUUGGAUAUUUAUAUCAAGAAUUGCUGGUGGUCGUGUUGGAUCAUUUGAUACAGUAAUACUCCAACAACAAAAUGGCAAUUAUUAAAUUUUACAAAACUCCAGGAUUAUUAGCUGGUAAAUUGACAAAUAAAAUUCAAGCUGUUAAAAAAAUAACAAAUAUUGUUGAUGAUAUUGAUACUGAGCUGUGUUACUACAUUGAAAGUACAACUAAACUUAAUGAGGAUGAAUUAAAAAUUGUCAAAUGGACAUUAAUUUCAUCGUUUGAUUUAAAAAGUUUAGUUGAUAAAUCUGUUUAUCAAACAAGUGCUGAUAAUAUUGUCAUAGAAAUUGGACCAAGAUUGAAUUUUUCAACAGCUUUUUCAAGUAAUGCUGUGUCAAUUUACAAGUCAGUUGGAUUGUCAAAAAUAACUCGUGUUGAAUUUUCAAUAAGAUAUUUAAUUAAAGCUAAAUCUCCACUUAAUUUACAAGAUGAAGAAUCAAUUGUUAAUGUAUUACAUGAUCGUAUGACAGAGUGUAGAUAUAAAGCACCAAUAGAAACUUUUGAUCAUGGUUUUGUGCCAGAAAAUUGGUUUGAAGUUGAUGUUAUUACACAAGGAAGAAAAGCAUUAGAAGAUGUUAAUACAAAGCUUGGUCUUGCAUUUGACAAUUGGGAUCUUGAUUUUUAUACAAAUUUAUUUAAAACAAAAUUAAAAAGAAAUCCAACAAGUGUUGAGUGUUUUGAUCUUGCUCAAUCAAAUAGUGAACACAGUAGACAUUGGUUUUUCCGUGGUAAAAUGAUUAUUGAUAAUGUUGAACAAGAAAAAACACUUUUUGAUAUGAUUAUUGAUACUCAAUUAUCAUCAAAUCAAAAUAAUGUUAUUAAAUUUGCUGAUAAUAGUAGUGCAAUAAAAGGUUUUAAAAAUACAGAAAUAAUUCCAGAAGCUACAUACAAACCAAGUCCAUUUGCUAUUAAAUCAAUAGAAAAAGAUUUAAUAUUUACUGCUGAAACACAUAAUUUUCCAACAGGUGUUGCACCAUUUAGUGGAGCAACAACUGGUACUGGUGGUCGUUUACGUGAUAUACAAGGUUGUGGUAGAGGUGGUUAUUAUAUAGCUGGUACAGCUGGUUAUUCAGUUGGUAAUUUACAAAUUCCAAAUUAUAAUCAACCAUGGGAAAAUAAUAAAUUUAAAUAUCCAACAAAUAUGGCAAGUCCACUUGAUAUUAUUAUUGAAGCAAGUAAUGGUGCAUCUGAUUAUGGUAAUAAAUUUGGUGAACCACUUAUUUGUGGUUUUACACGUUCAUUUGGUAUGAUUAUUGAUGAUGCUGAAAUGGAUAGACGUGAAUGGAUUAAACCAAUUAUGUUUUCUGGUGGUCUUGGUACAGUUGAUUCAAAUAUGACAACAAAAUUAACACCAGAAAAAGGAAUGGAAGUUGUUAAAAUUGGUGGUCCAGUUUAUAGAAUUGGUGUUGGUGGUGGUGCAGCAAGUUCAGUUGCUGUACAAGGUGAUAAUAAUAUUGAAUUAGAUUUUGGUGCUGUACAAAGAGGUGAUGCUGAAAUGGAACAAAAAUUAAAUAGACUUGUACGUGCAUGUACUGAAAUGGGUAAUAAUAAUCCUAUUCUAAGUAUUCAUGAUCAAGGAGCUGGUGGUAAUGGUAAUGUUUUAAAAGAAAUUGUUGAACCAGCUGGUGCUGUUAUAUUUACUAAAAAAUUUGAACUUGGUGAUCCAAGUAUAAGUACAAUGGAACUUUGGGGUGCUGAAUAUCAAGAAAAUAAUGCAAUAUUAUGUAAAAAUGAAGAUGUUAAAUUACUUGAAACAAUUGCAAUACGUGAAAAAUGUCCAAUUAAUUUUGUUGGUACUGUAACUGGUAAUGGAAAAAUUAUAUUAACUGAAGAUGAUGAUUUUAAUAUUGAAAAAUAUAUGAAUAAUAAUAUUAAUGAUAAUGAAAAACGUCAUCCAGUUGAUUUAGAUCUUGAAUUUAUUCUUGGUAAAAUGCCACAAAAAGAAUUUAAUAUGAAACGUAAAAUAUUAAAUUUAAAAAAAUUAUCAUUACCAAAUAAUUUAACAAUUGAUGAUGCAUUAAAUAGAGUAUUGAGAUUACCAUCAGUAUCAAGUAAACGUUAUUUAACAAAUAAAGUUGAUCGUUGUGUUACUGGUUUAAUUGUACAACAACAAUGUGUUGGUCCACUUCAAAUACCAUUGUCUGAUGUUGCUGUUGUUGCAACAUCACAUUUUGGUAAUACAGGUAUUGCAACAUCAAUUGGUGAACAACCAAUAAAAGGUCUUGUUAAUGUUAAAGCUGGUGCUAGAAUGACUGUUGCUGAGGCAUUAUCAAAUAUUGUAUUUGCUAAAAUAUCAGAUAUACGUGAUAUUAAAUGCAGUGGUAAUUGGAUGUGGGCAGCUAAAUUAGAUGGAGAAGGAGCUGCAUUAUAUGAGGCUUGUCAAUCAAUGUGUUUAAUUAUGAAAGAAUUUGGUAUUGCUAUUGAUGGAGGUAAAGAUUCAUUGAGUAUGGCAGCAAGAAUUGAUAAUGAUAUUGUCAAAGCACCUGGUACACUUGUUGUUUCAUGUUAUGCACCAGUUCCUGAUAUUAAAAAUAUUGUAACACCUGAUUUAAAAGCACCAGCAAUGGGUACUGAGGGUUGUCUUAUUUAUGUUGAUUUAUCAAAAGGUAAAUGUCGUCUUGGUGGUACAGCAUUGGCACAAGCAUUUUCACAACUUGGCAAUAAUUGUCCUGAUGUUGAAGAUUCACAAAUUAUUGUUAAUGCAUUUAAUGCAACACAAAAAUUAAUUGAACAAAAAUUAAUAUUAGCUGGACAUGAUAUUAGUGAUGGUGGACUUAUUACAUGUCUUCUUGAAAUGUCAUUUGCUGGUGUUUGUGGUAUUAAUGUUGAUAUUUCACAUAAAACUGGUAGCCAAUUUGAGAUACUAUUUAGUGAAGAAAUUGGAUGGGUUUUAGAAAUUUUACCAGAAAAUAUUGAUAUUGUACGUAAAACAUUUGAAGAGUAUAAUAUUCAUGAUUGUAUUCAUGUGAUUGGUAGUUCAACAAAUCUUGGAUUAAAUAAAAAAAUAAUAAUAUCAAUUGAUAAUACAAUUGUUGUAGAAAAAAGUGUUAUAAGUCUUAUGAAAAUAUGGGAAGAAACAAGUUAUGAAUUAGAAAAAAUACAAACAAAUAUUAAAUGUGCUGAUGAAGAAUUUAAUGGUCUUGAAAAUAGAAAAAUACCAUUACAAAAAUUAUCAUUUAAUCCUGAUGAAAUGCCAAUAAAUCAAUUUACAACAAUGUCACCAAAAAUUCAAGUUGCUGUUAUACGUGAAGAGGGAAUAAAUGGUGAUCGUGAAAUGGCAAUAUCAUUGAUACAAGCUGGUUUUGAUGUUUGGGAUAUAACAAUGCAAGAUUUAUUGAACAAUAAAAUAACCUUGGAUAAUUUUAGAGGUGUUGUAUUUCCAGGUGGUUUUAGUUAUGCUGAUGUUUUAGGAUCAGCAAAAGGUUGGGCAGCAAGUUUGCUAUUUCAUCCUUCAAUUUGUCAACAAUUUGAUAAUUUUAUAAAACGUGAUGAUACAUUUAGUCUUGGUGUUUGUAAUGGUUGUCAAUUAAUGAGUCAUCUUGGAUGGAUUGGUGGUAAAUCAAAUGACAUUAAUGAACAUCAACCAAAUGUUAUUCUUGAUCAUAACAAGUCAGAGAGAUUUGAGUGUCGUUGGAGUAAUGUUAAAAUUGAAAAAUCAAAAUCAAUAAUGCUUCAAGGAAUGGAAGGCACUGUUAUGGGUGUUUGGAUUGCUCAUGGUGAAGGAAGAUUUACAUUUAAAAAUAAUAAUAUACUAAAUGAUUUAGUUAGUAAAGGCUGUGUGACAAUUAAAUAUGCUGAUGAUCAAGGUAUACCAACUGAAACUUAUCCUAUGAAUCCAAAUGGCAGUGUUGAUGGUAUUGCUGGUAUUUGUUCAGAUGAUGGUAGACAUUUGGCAAUGAUGCCACAUCCAGAAAGAUGCACACAAAUGUGGCAAUGGCCAUAUGUACCAUCUGAAUUUGAUAAUUUCAAGGUAUCACCAUGGCUCAAGAUAUUCCAAAAUGCCAUGACCUGGUGUCUGGCCAAUUCCAAACAGUAAAUUAUCCUUUUUUUUUUAAAUAUUAUUUACAAAUAUUUUUAUAACAUUACAUAGUACAGUUGAAACAUUUUAAACUUGAAUAAUUUUUAUAGAAUUUAAACUUUCAGAAUUAAUUAAAAAUUACAUGAACCUUGAAGAAAAAUAAAAAAAAAACUCGUACAUUUUAUUAUUUGUUUUUUUCUUUUUGAUAAAAUAAAUCAAUUGAUUUUCAUUGCAAACCAGCAAAGAGAUCUGGAAACAAAAAAACAAUAAAUAAAUAAAUAAUAAUUGAUAAAUGAAAGAAAAAAAAA
This is a messenger RNA of Aphidius gifuensis, 4533 nucleotides long. RefSeq names its product phosphoribosylformylglycinamidine synthase (gene Pfas). Bases 239 to 4243 code for a protein of 1334 amino acids. The record is from RefSeq and is a predicted model, not a curated record. Gene Ontology annotation, molecular function: phosphoribosylformylglycinamidine synthase activity. Gene Ontology annotation, biological process: 'de novo' IMP biosynthetic process. NCBI's taxonomy places the organism in Eukaryota, Metazoa, Arthropoda, Insecta, Hymenoptera, Braconidae. The transcript has 2 exons.